UUUCACUUGGUCCCCGCCCCCUUAAUCGCACACCAUCUGCGAUGAGGUUGUUAGUCUCCCUUAGCUCUCUUGUCACAGGCUGACCUCAAUCGAACAAACCUUUGCCUUCCCCUCUUUCCACGUCGCAUAACACCACCAUUCGUUACCGCAAACAACCGAACACGAAGGUGCUCAAAUACGCUCCGAGCCACGCUGUCACCGGUGACUUCCCUGAAUUCCUUGAACUUCCUAGUGAAUACGCAUGGUCUCUACAGGGUGGCAACUAUACUAAACAGCUGUUUGGACUGGUUUUGAAUUGCUGCUAUUGAAUUGCCGCCAUACCCUGGUCGCAGCUCUCCAGUAGAUCGAUCGCCGAACAAUUCUCGGGGAGAAACAAAAUAACAUACAUACUUUGCAAGUGCAAAAAUGGCGUGGUACUCAUUAUUCCCAGCCGACCUCCUCUAUGUUGAAAACUGGAUCGCCCGACUCUUUCUCGUCCUGGGCCUCAUCACGAUCGCUCCCUGGGCUACACUUAUCAUCUUCGACUUGACUCUCUACGUCUGGCGGAUGUUAACGUAUGAGCUCCCCGUAAUCGGCGGUCGGGCGAGGGGGAGGCAGCGGCCUCGUGCUCCCAGCCUGAAUGAAAGACCAAAUGGCCAGCGGAGGGCCUUUGUGCUAGCAAGCUACGAAGCAACUGGGGCAGAAAGGGAAGAAAAUAACGGGUUAAAACGAAGGUAACCGAGGAAUGCGUCUAGUUGGUUACUUUUACACGGGAUUCCGUGGUAUUGCAAUACGACGAAGGUAGAGAGCACCUUGGUGAGGUAGUCAACUACUGUGCGCAUUUCAUUUUGCCCACCGGUUGGUAUUUCAGUAUGCAUAUUCGACUUGGCUAUCGCUUUGCCCUUCGUUUUGGACAUAUAUUGCAACAGUUAUUGGCAUUUGCUAUUGUCGGCUUGUUUAAGCUAUGACUUAUCUGGCGGUCUGACUUAUCUUUUAUUUUUCAUUUGAUACCCCUGUAUGUAUAUCAGACCCACUACUACAAUUUCAUUGACUUAUAUAUA
This is a messenger RNA of Aspergillus caelatus, 1040 nucleotides long. RefSeq lists its product as uncharacterized. NCBI's taxonomy places the organism in Eukaryota, Fungi, Ascomycota, Eurotiomycetes, Eurotiales, Aspergillaceae. The record is from RefSeq and is a predicted model, not a curated record. The transcript is spliced from 2 exons. The coding region runs from base 406 to 717 and encodes 103 amino acids.